AUGGCUUCUGCAUCAAUUGGACUGGACGAUGUAGCAUCAUCAUCAGAUGAUCUUAUGGAUGAACAAUCUCCUGCUUCGUUACAUGCUGUGGUUAGUGGAACAAAUAUGUCCGAUAUAUCGGUCCAUCAAUCUACAUCGGGAAUGGAUAUUGAGCAGGAACAAGUAAUACCAGAUGAAGACAGACUAGAUGUUGUUUUAUCAAGAAUGUGGAUACGUUUGAACGUUGGUGGAACGGUUGGUUUCCCGUAUCAUUUUAAUAUACAUAUUUUUCAAACUACUCGACAGACUUUAUGUCGAGAAACGAAUUCAUUUUUGGCUCGUCUGUGUAAAGAAGACGACGAAUUAUCCAGUCAGAAAGAUGGUACAGGUGCUAUAUUGAUUGAUCGUGAUCCAGAAUAUUUUGCACCUGUGUUGAAUUACUUACGGCACGGAAAACUUGUAGUAAACAAGAAUGUGAGUAUAGAAGGAGUUCUCGAAGAAGCAGAAUUUUAUAAUUUACCUCGACUAAUUCAGUUAUGUACGGAACGAUUAGCAGAAUUUGGUCCGAAAAAGGCGAAGCAGACUAAACACGUUUAUCGCGUCCUCCAGUGUCAUGAAGAGGAAUUGGCAAAUGUUGUAUCAGCAAUGUCAGAUGGUUGGAAAUUAGUUCAGCUUAUUCCCAUCGGACAAUUCCAGUAUCAAAGCGACAUGCAAAGUGAAUUCCUUUGCGUCGUUUGUCGGGAAUUUCCUGACAACGAAAUCAAGAAUGGAGAGCAUACAGAUCUCACUGAUCGCGUUAAAGCUUUGCAACAAAAGGCUCGCCGUAAACCACUAGUGCUGGAGGACGACUCUUUGUUUCGAUUCAGGACAGCUUUUCCGCUCGUACUGCAAUAG
This is a messenger RNA of Acanthocheilonema viteae, 873 nucleotides long. The record is from the annotation of a GenBank genome assembly. Lineage: Eukaryota; Metazoa; Nematoda; Chromadorea; Rhabditida; Onchocercidae.